Talaromyces proteolyticus is the source of this 1286-nucleotide messenger RNA. RefSeq names its product putative alcohol dehydrogenase. The record is from RefSeq and is a predicted model, not a curated record. Lineage: Eukaryota; Fungi; Ascomycota; Eurotiomycetes; Eurotiales; Trichocomaceae. Gene Ontology annotation, biological process: alcohol metabolic process. Gene Ontology annotation, molecular function: alcohol dehydrogenase (NADP+) activity; zinc ion binding. The transcript has 3 exons. The coding region runs from base 123 to 1130 and encodes 335 amino acids.
AAAAAUAUAAACUUUCACAGCAGCUUGAAAUACGACUUGCUUACCGACAGACAGCGUCCAGCUCAAUACAUCAAGCCUUUGGAAUUGGCCUCCAUGUUGUUUGAAUUUUGAUACAUUCGACAAUGUCCUCCGAUAGCAUUUCUUUCGACGUAUUUCGUGGUGUUUCCGGCAAGAUUGUUGCCGAUCGCGUCACGAAAUCACUUGGAGAUAAUGAAAUCUUCAUCGAGACUACGCACUCCGGUCUCUGCGGCACCGACCUACACUUCCUUCACUCCAACAAGGUGCUGGGACAUGAAGGUGUUGGUAUAGUUCGUAGACUAGGCCCCGGUGUGACAUCGGUUAAAGUAGGAGAUAGAGUUGGAUUUGGGUACACUAGAAAAGUCUGCGGCAAAUGUAAACAUUGUUUGUCCGGAUGGGAUCAAUUCUGUGAAAAUAUCGCGGAUUUCACAAACCGAGCUGACCCUGACAUUGGUUCACUCUCGAAUGGCGCUGUCUGGGACGCUGAUGCAGUAGUUCGUGUUCCUAAUGGUUACGAUUCUUCCGACGCAGCACCAUUACUCUGCGCAGGCGCCACAGUAUGGACCGUUCUAACAGAAUAUGGCAUUAAGCCAACGGAUCGAGUCGGUAUUCUUGGUAUUGGAGGACUUGGCCAUUUGGCUAUAAAGCUGGCCUCUGCGUUAGGAUGCCACGUGGUUGUGCUUUCCAGCUCUGAGUCAAAGCGACAAGAAGCCUUUGAAUUCGGAGCAAAGGAGUAUUUUGUUUUAAAAUCAGGUGAAAAGCCCAGUGGCCUUCUUCCUUUGGACCACUUGUUAGUUUGUGGAAGCUCAUCGAGCAUGGACUAUACCUUCCUCGUCAGUUUGAUGGAGAUCCAUGGCUCUAUUUACCCCCUCACUGUAUCUUCUGACAAGGUUCCUAUCCUUCUCCAUGACGCUGUUCUUAAAGGCGUACGUGUUCAGGGAUCUUUGACAUCCUCACGUCGAUCACUUCGCAGGUUGUUUGAAUUCGUAGCUGAGCGAGACAUUCAUCCUACCUUGCAAAAAUUCCCAAUGUCUGUUGAGGGUAUUGAAACUGCUGCCAAGGUUUUGGACAGCGGUAAGAUGCGCUAUCGUGGUGUUUUAUGUUGGAAUUAGAAGAUCUGGUUCUUGAAAAUUUCGAACUCUAUAUAUGGAUAUUUGAUUUGUUGAUGAAAGUGUAUGUGUACUGAUUACAUGUAUUUAUGGAUCAUGAUAUCAUCAAUGAUCUAUUCUUCAAAUCUAAUUUCAGUGGCUUCGAGGCCCACACUAAAG